AUGGGGCCACCACGGCACACCGUGCAGGCCGUCGGCCAAGCAUUUAUCAUCGAUGCGGAAUAUGAGUACAUCAAAGAUCUCGGCCAAGGCGCUUACGGAUGCGUAUUGGCAGCAAAGCACAGGAGAUCUGGCGACGGGUGUGCCAUAAAGAAGAUCACCAACAUUAACACCAAGAAAAUCUUGACCAAACGAUGCCUGCGCGAAAUCAAACUCUUGCACCACUUCCGUGGCCAUAAGAAUAUAACAUGUUUGUACGACAUGGACAUCAUCUUCGAUGCACAGGGGAAUUUUCACGAAGUUUACUGUUAUGAAGAAUUGAUGGAGGCCGAUCUUCAUGCAAUUAUCCGAUCAGGGCAACCUUUGUCCGACGCCCACUUCCAGAGUUUCAUUUACCAAACACUGUGUGGACUUAAAUACAUUCAUUCGGCUAACGUUCUCCACCGCGAUCUUAAACCGGGGAAUUUGCUUGUAAAUGCUGAUUGCGAGCUCAAAAUCUGCGAUUUUGGUCUUGCACGAGGUCUCAAAGCCCCGCCCCAAGGCGAUCCUCACAAGGGAGGGUUCAUGACUGAAUACGUGGCUACUCGAUGGUAUCGUGCCCCUGAGAUCAUGUUGAGCUUCGCCAAUUAUUCAUCCUCAAUCGACACAUGGUCUAUUGGAUGCAUUCUUGCUGAACUCCUUGGUGGUAAACCAAUCUUCAAAGGACGCGAUUAUGUGGAUCAGCUUAAUCAGAUCCUUCACUAUCUCGGGACCCCAAGCGAAGACACUCUUCGUCGUGUUGGGUCUCCCAGAGCUCAAGACUAUAUUCGCUCACUGCCGAUCCGGCCGCGCAUCCCGUUCUCCAAUCUCUAUCCGCAUGCUAACCCCCAAGCCAUUGAUCUAUUAACACGUAUGUUGUGCUUCGAUCCUGCAAAGCGGAUUACUUGUGAAGAGGCACUUUCCCACCCAUAUCUUGCUGUCUGGCACGAUCCCAACGACGAACCCCUCUGCCAUUCUGUUUUCGACUUUGGCUUCGAGGAAGAGGACACGAUCGAUGGCAUGAAACGCCUCAUAGUGGACGAAGUCAAUACAUUCCGCACCCUAGUGCGCAAUCAGGCACGUCAGGCCCAGCCAAGACGCCAAGACACCCUCCCUAUUCCUACGAGGGAAGAAAUUAUUAACUCUCCCAUCGUUGGGAACGAUGGCGCCACAUCUUCGUUCACCUUUGGACCAGACGCUCAGAAAGGCCAGGAGGGACACUUUAUCGUGGAUGAACCCAGCGCGGACUUUGAGCGCGAACUUCAACAAACUCAUCAUCAUGAUGUGGUGACUAAUGUAGGGAAAUGA
Messenger RNA from Cantharellus anzutake, 1323 nucleotides. Its product is annotated as CMGC/MAPK/ERK protein kinase. Gene Ontology annotation, molecular function: ATP binding; MAP kinase activity. Gene Ontology annotation, cellular component: nucleus; cytoplasm. The transcript has 12 exons. The record is from RefSeq and is a predicted model, not a curated record. Gene Ontology annotation, biological process: intracellular signal transduction; protein phosphorylation. NCBI's taxonomy places the organism in Eukaryota, Fungi, Basidiomycota, Agaricomycetes, Cantharellales, Hydnaceae. Bases 1 to 1323 code for a protein of 440 amino acids.